AUUAACCCGGGAGGCGGUGGCGGGGAGGGGAGAGGCUCUGAGAGGCGAGGCCGGGUGAGGCGGCGAGGGCGGCCCGACGGGCACAGGACGGGACGGGGCAGCGCGGGUGCCGGGAGCCGCGGCCCGGAGUAGGGGCGCCUCGCCCCGGGCCCCCAAACAUGAAGACCCCGGCGGACACAGGGUUUGCUUUCCCGGAUUGGGCCUACAAGCCUGAGUCGUCCCCCGGCUCGCGGCAGAUCCAGCUGUGGCACUUUAUCUUGGAGCUGCUGCGGAAGGAGGAGUACCAGGGUGUCAUCGCCUGGCAGGGGGACUACGGGGAGUUCGUCAUCAAGGACCCUGACGAGGUGGCUCGGCUCUGGGGCGUCCGCAAGUGCAAGCCCCAGAUGAAUUACGACAAGCUGAGCCGGGCCCUGCGGUAUUAUUACAACAAACGUAUUCUGCAUAAGACCAAGGGGAAACGGUUCACCUACAAGUUCAACUUCAACAAACUGGUGCUGGUUAAUUACCCUUUCAUUGACGUGGGGUUGGCUGGGGGUGCAGUGCCCCAGAGCGCCCCACCAGUACCGUCAGGCGGCAGCCAUUUCCGCUUCCCUCCCUCAACGCCCUCCGAGGUGCUGUCCCCCACUGAGGACCCCCGCUCACCACCUGCCUGCUCUUCAUCUUCAUCCUCCCUCUUCUCGGCUGUGGUCGCCCGCCGCCUGGGUCGUGGCUCGGUCAGUGACUGUAGUGAUGGCACGUCAGAGCUGGAGGAGCCACUGGGAGAGGACCCCCGGGCCCGACCACCUGGCCCUCCGGAGCUGGGUGCCUUCCGUGGCCCCCCACUGGCCCGCCUGCCCCACGACCCUGGUGUCUUUCGAGUCUACCCUCGGCCCCGAGGUGGUCCUGAGCCCCUCAGCCCCUUCCCUGUGUCGCCCCUGCCUGGGCCUGGCUCUCUGCUGCCCCCUCAGCUGUCUCCGGCCCUGCCUAUGACGCCCACCCACCUGGCCUACACACCCUCACCCACCUUGAGCCCUAUGUACCCUGGUGGCGGCGGGGGCCCCAGUGGUUCAGGGGGAGGCUCACACUUCUCCUUCAGCCCUGAGGACAUGAAACGGUACCUGCAGGCCCACACCCAAAGUGUCUACAACUACCACCUCAGUCCCCGCGCCUUCCUACACUACCCGGGGCUGGUAGUGCCCCAACCCCAGCGCCCUGACAAGUGCCCGCUGCCGCCCAUGGCACCCGAGACCCCACCGGUCCCCUCCUCGGCCUCUUCCUCCUCCUCCUCCUCCUCCUCCUCCCCAUUCAAGUUUAAGCUCCAGCCGCCUCCUCUUGGACGCCGGCAGCGGGCAGCGGGGGAGAAGGCCCCCGUGGGCUCUGACAAGCCCAGUGUCGGUGGCGGCGUUGGCAGCGGUGGCCCAGGCCGGCUGGGUGAGGGGGCGGGGGCGUUGGCACCACCGCCACCACCGCCCCAGAUCAAGGUGGAGCCUAUCUCAGAAGGUGAAUCGGAGGAGGUGGAGGUGACUGACAUCAGUGAUGAGGAUGAAGAAGAUGGGGAGGUAUUCAAGACACCCCGCGCCCCGCCUGCGCCCCCCAAGCCUGACCCGGGCGAGGCACCUGGGGCAGCCCAGUGCAUGCCUCUCAAGCUGCGAUUUAAGCGGCGCUGGAGUGAAGACUGUCGCCUGGAGGGGGGUGGGGGCACCGCCGGUGGCCUGGAGGAUGAGGGUGAGGACAAGAAGGUGCGUGGGGAGGGGCCCGGGGAGGCCGGGGGGCCCCUCACCCCAAGACGGGUGAGCUCUGACCUCCAGCACGCCACGGCCCAGCUCUCCCUGGAGCCCCGUGAUUCCUGAGGGCUGUGGGCCGGGGACAGAGUCCCCUCCCCCUAUGCUUUUGCUGCCUUAACCGCCCCCCCAAAAAAUGCCCUGGAGGUGAGGCCAGCUCUAGACCCUUUCCUGCCUCCUAUUUCUUCCACCUUUUGUAUAAAACUUACUUUUUUUUUUUUUUUUAAACGGUGGGGGUGGGUGGGUGCCCAGGGCUGUCUCCUUUCUGUGGGUUUCUAAGCUCCCGGGCAAAGUGAUGGGAGGGAGGGAGGGAGAGGUUGGGGAGGUAAGGGGGCCGCCUCCAUUCUGGGGAAUUUUUAUUUGAACCGAGGCUUUGGCCUCAACACCCAGGAACUUUUUUUAUUACAAUCGCUUAGGAAAUAAAGCCGUGUUGCCCUGUCCUCUGCCUCUCACACCUCUCCCCUCUGCCCCAGCUGGUCCCAGCCCCAACCCUGUCUUCCCUGCCCCUCCAGGGGCCAUGAGUGCCUGGGUUUCUCGUACCCCCACAAGGUCGUAGGAGGGGAGGGAGGGACAAUUACAUGAUGAACCAAAAAUUCCAUGGGGGGUUGUGGGGGGCGGAGGAGGGUGAGGGGUACCACCCAUGGGCCACAGAGCUCUAUAAGUGCCUGCUAGUCCUCUCCCAUUUCCCACCCAGCACCAGUCCGACCCCUUCCCCCCCAGCUGCUCCUAGUUCUGGCCCAUGGGCAGGUGGGUGGGGGGGUAGGAAAAAGGGGGUACCCUGAAACCAAACUGGAAGCCCCCUCUGCCUCCCAGCUGGGGCUCCUGGGGUGGGGUGUAAGGGGGCUGUGGUCAAGCCUUAUUCUGUAUUGGGGAUGGGGGGGCGGGAGGUAGGGAGGGGCUGCUGGAGAAUGUAUCCAAAACAAUAAAACUUUGGACCUUU
Orycteropus afer afer is the source of this 2700-nucleotide messenger RNA. RefSeq names its product ETS2 repressor factor (gene ERF). NCBI's taxonomy places the organism in Eukaryota, Metazoa, Chordata, Mammalia, Tubulidentata, Orycteropodidae. Gene Ontology annotation, biological process: cell differentiation; regulation of transcription by RNA polymerase II. The record is from RefSeq and is a predicted model, not a curated record. Gene Ontology annotation, molecular function: sequence-specific DNA binding; DNA-binding transcription factor activity, RNA polymerase II-specific. Gene Ontology annotation, cellular component: nucleus.